This is a messenger RNA of Penicillium egyptiacum, 813 nucleotides long. The record is from the annotation of a GenBank genome assembly. NCBI's taxonomy places the organism in Eukaryota, Fungi, Ascomycota, Eurotiomycetes, Eurotiales, Aspergillaceae.
AUGCCUCUACCGCGGCAGGACUUGAUGUUCAGUUCCGUGUCCGGUAUUGUUGGACAAGCUGGUCAAGCUAACUACGCGAGCGGUAACAGUUUCCUUGAUGUGUUCGCCCAAUGCCGCGAUGGGCUAGGUCUCGCCGCUUCCGUUGUUGAUAUGGGAGCCGUCGAGGAUGUUGGCCGGAUUUCCGAGCACCAGGGUAUGAUGGGCAAGAUGUCGCGCAGUAGUUUCAAGCCUGUUCUGGAGAAGGAGGUCAUUGACGCCAUGGCCAUCUCCAUGCUUGUUUAUAACAAGCCGCAACAGGCCGAUAAAAGUGCUCUAGCUGUGGUUUCGAGGAACGCUUCUUACUUCAUCCACAAAAACACCUUCUUGGUUGGUCUUGCAUUGCUCAUUCCAUUGAAUGAUCUUAGCAACUACGUCAUCUGGAAGAAGGACCGUCGCAUGGCCUCUUAUCAUAACAACUCAAAGAUUGCAGCCACCACAGCCUCGACUGAUGUUCUGAAGUCAUACCUGAGAAAUGCCAAGGCGGGCCCUUCGGUCCUCAAGUCGGCUGAAGCAGCGAGCCUCUUUGCAGUGGAGAUUGGCAAGAAGCUUCUUGAUCUUUUAUUCAAGCCCCAAGAGGCAGUCAAGACAAGCUUACCCCUAGCUAAUCUUGGACUCGACUCGUUAGUGGUUCUCGAGCUGCGCGCUUGGAUUAAGCAGGUGUUCUCUUUUGAUAUGCCGAUGCUGGAGAUGAUGAGCAUCGGCUCGCUUGACAUUCUUGGCUCACAUGUCGCAAAUGAGGUCUUCAGAAUCACCACCGCAGAAAAUGAAAGCUAG